Molecule: messenger RNA, 816 nt
Organism: Histoplasma mississippiense
Lineage: Eukaryota; Fungi; Ascomycota; Eurotiomycetes; Onygenales; Ajellomycetaceae
Exons: 6
Coding region: 1-816 (271 amino acids)
Biological process (GO): iron import into the mitochondrion
Cellular component (GO): mitochondrial membrane
Molecular function (GO): ferrous iron transmembrane transporter activity
Source: RefSeq, a predicted model, not a curated record
AUGUAUCCGGUUGACUUGCUCAAGACUCGAAUGCAAGUGUUAAAUCCAUCUGCUGGCGGGCUGUAUACGGGCCUCAGCAACGCUGUCACAACGAUCUCCCGGAUUGAGGGCUGGAGGACUUUAUGGAAGGGUGUGUCGAGUGUGAUUGUGGGUGCUGGUCCUGCUCAUGCUGUUUACUUUGGAACAUAUGAAGUGGUUAAGGAGCUCGCGGGAGGCAAUGUUGGAAGUGGCCAUCAUCCAUUCGCGGCCGGAUUGAGCGGAGCCUGUGCCACAAUUACGAGUGAUGCCUUGAUGAAUCCAUUUGACGUGAUCAAGCAACGCAUGCAGGUCCACGGCUCCGCGCAUAAGACCAUGAUCCAAUGCGCGCGUACCGUCUACCGCAGCGAAGGAAUUCGAGCAUUUUACGUCUCCUACCCUACAACGCUAUGCAUGACGAUUCCAUUCACGGCCACCCAGUUCAUAGCCUACGAAUCCAUCUCGAAAGUCAUGAACCCUUCAAAGGCUCACGAUCCCUUCACCCACUGUAUCGCUGGUGGAUUGGCUGGUGCUGUCGCUGCUGCCAUUACCACCCCGCUUGAUGUGAUCAAGACAGUGCUACAGACCCGGGGUACUGCAGAAGAUAUUGAGGCCCGUUCUGCUCGCGGCCUGUUUAACGCGGCGGGAAUUAUCAAACGCCAGUAUGGCUGGUCUGGAUUCAUCCGCGGAAUACGCCCAAGAGUCAUCGCCACCAUGCCCAGCACCGCUAUCUGUUGGACUUCAUACGAAAUGGCCAAGGCAUACUUCAAGCGACAAACCGUGUCCGAAUCGCUCACGUGA